AUGUAUCCUGGAGUUUCACCAGAAGGGUCACCGGUGACAUGUUUGGAAGUGGCGGGUUGUACAGUCAUGACUGGCAGCCAGGGCCACACUGUUAAAGUGUUUCGGCUCGAUAGCCACCUAUUGCAGUGCACCCUAAACGGCCAUUGCGGUACUAUCACAUGUAUUUUCAUAGACCAGUGGCAGGCCGAGAUGGGCGCAUCUGGUUGCCAGGAUGGUGUGCUAUGUGUGUGGGACUUGAUACGGGGUGCCUCUAUGUACAAAAUUGAAGCCCAUGACGACUCAAUCGUUGCACUUGCCUGUUCCCCGAGUUACGCAAUAUCGCUCGGACUGAAUGAACGAAUACGGUUCUGGGAUAGAUUUCAGGGUCAGCCGCUCAACACCAUGACCGUCAGUCAUGCAUAUUCAACGCUUGUGAUGCUGACACUGUCCCUUCUCGUGACAUCACAUUUAGGUUCACUAGUCGUAUGGGACGACAAUACUGGAGAUGUAGCUCGGGAAGUCAGGCUUGACUGUUCCAAUUCACAGCUAAGUCCGAAAAUUAUGCUACCGGCCAGUGGUUUGGUAAUUUGUGACUACGGAAAUCAAAUGAGAAUCGUUAGUUUCCCACUUGUGGCGGCGGAAAAGUGGCUCGGUCCGGGGAAUCGUAAUCGACCAGCUAACAAAAACAAAUGUACAGCAGCAGCCUCUAUGCCAGUACCCAAGUUACCGGAGGUGUUAGACACUCGUGUUGAAGAUAAAGUGCGCAUUGUACCACUCUCCGGGCCCAAUAGUGAAACGCAGGCCUCCGCUACAAAUAGGCCGAGUUGCUGCUUCAUCUGGAGUCCCCCGUCGCCAUCGUCCGUCAGUUCCUGCAUCAACAUCGAAGCCCGCCCCGCAUCCAGCCAGCUGCAAGUCGACCAACGUCAUCACGGCCGCAACGGUAUCGAAAGAAGAAGGUUUUUUGCGGAAUAA
Messenger RNA from Topomyia yanbarensis, 951 nucleotides. Its product is annotated as sterol regulatory element-binding protein cleavage-activating protein-like. NCBI's taxonomy places the organism in Eukaryota, Metazoa, Arthropoda, Insecta, Diptera, Culicidae. The coding region runs from base 1 to 951 and encodes 316 amino acids. Gene Ontology annotation, molecular function: protein binding; sterol binding. Gene Ontology annotation, cellular component: endoplasmic reticulum membrane; Golgi membrane. Gene Ontology annotation, biological process: SREBP signaling pathway. The record is from RefSeq and is a predicted model, not a curated record. The transcript has 5 exons.